Molecule: messenger RNA, 1005 nt
Organism: Lasiodiplodia theobromae
Lineage: Eukaryota; Fungi; Ascomycota; Dothideomycetes; Botryosphaeriales; Botryosphaeriaceae
Product: Glycoside hydrolase family 5
Exons: 3
Coding region: 1-1005 (334 amino acids)
Biological process (GO): glucan catabolic process
Molecular function (GO): hydrolase activity, hydrolyzing O-glycosyl compounds
Source: RefSeq, a predicted model, not a curated record
AUGCGUGUUUCGACUCUUCUCGUCGCCGGUUCGGCUUCCCUUGCACUGGCUGCGCCGGUGCAGAACAAGCAGGAGAAGCGUGCUUCUACCUUCACCUUCUUUGGCAUCAACGAGUCUGGCCCUGAGUUUGGUGAGGGUAACCUGCCUGGAACUCUGAACACCGACUAUGUCUGGCCUACUCUGUCGACCAUUGAUACCUUCGUUAACAAGGGAAUGAACACCUUCCGUGUCAACAUCCUGAUGGAGCGUCUUACCCACAGCUCCAUGACUGAUUCCCUUGACGCCACCUACCUUGCCGACCUUAAGAAGACGGUCAACUACAUCACCAACAAGGGUGCCUAUGCCAUGAUAGUUCCCCACAACUAUGGCCGCUUCAACGGCAACAUCAUCAGCGACAAGGAUGGCUUCAAGACGUGGUGGACCAACGUCGCGACCGAGUUCGCCAACAACACCAAGGUCAUCUUCGACAUCAACAACGAGUUCCACGACAUGGACCAGGACCUCGUCGUCAGCCUGAACCAGGCCGGCAUCGACGGCAUCCGCGCCGCGGGCGCCACCUCGCAGUACAUCACGGCAGAGGGCAACUCCUGGACCGGUGCCUGGAGCUGGGUGUCGAGCGGCAACGCCGACUCGAUGGGCAGCCUGACGGACCCCCAGGACAAGCUCAUCUACCAGAUGCACCAGUACCUCGACAGCGACAGCUCCGGCACCAACGAGGCCUGCGUCAGCACCACCAUCGGCAAGGAGCGCCUCGAGGCCGCCACCAACUGGCUCAAGGAGAACAACAAGAAGGGUCUCCUCGGCGAGUUUGCCGGCGGCAACAACGACCAGUGCAAGACGGCCGUCACCGGCAUGCUCGACUACAUGAAGGAGAACAACGAUGUCUGGGAGGGUGCUCUGUGGUGGGCCGCCGGUCCCUGGUGGGGCAGCUACAUGUACAGCAUCGAGCCCACGGACGGUACUGCUUACACCGCUUACCUCGACACCCUCGUCAGCUACAUUUAA